This is a messenger RNA of Bubalus bubalis (water buffalo), 1991 nucleotides long. RefSeq names its product vanin 2 (gene VNN2). Gene Ontology annotation, molecular function: hydrolase activity, acting on carbon-nitrogen (but not peptide) bonds, in linear amides. The record is from RefSeq and is a predicted model, not a curated record. The transcript has 7 exons. The coding region runs from base 20 to 1582 and encodes 520 amino acids. NCBI's taxonomy places the organism in Eukaryota, Metazoa, Chordata, Mammalia, Artiodactyla, Bovidae.
AACUCAGGAUAUCUUGGCCAUGAGCACUUCCUCUUUACAAACCUCCGUGGCAGUUUUUGCCCUAAUAAUUCUACAUGUCAGCACUCUGGAUACUUUUAAAGCUGCAGUGUAUGAACAUGCUGUCAUACUGCCAAAUGACACAGAAACACCUGUUUCUCCAGAAGAGGCCUUGUUCCUCAUGAACAAGAACAUAGAUAUUCUGGAGAAGGCAAUUAAGCAGGCAGCUGAGCAGGGUGCUCAGAUCAUCGUGACCCCAGAAGAUGCACUUUAUGGAUGGAAAUUUACCAGGGAAACCAUUUUCCCUUAUCUGGAGAAUAUCCCAGAUCCUCAGGUGAACUGGAUUCCAUGUCAAGACCCUCACAGAUUUGGUCAUACACCAGUACAAGCAAGACUCAGCUGCCUGGCCAAGAACAACUCUAUCUAUGUUGUGGCAAAUAUGGGUGACAAAAAGCCAUGUAAUUCCCAUAAUACGAUGUGUCCUUCUAAUGGCCAUUAUCAAUACAAUACCAACGUGGUAUAUGAUGCAAAGGGAAAGCUGGUGGCGCGUUACCAUAAGUACAACCUCUACCGUGAGUUUCAGUUUGAUGUCCCCGAAAAGCCAGAGUUGGUGACUUUCAACACCACCUUUGGAAAGUUUGGCAUUUUCACGUGCUUUGAUAUCCUCUUCCAUGAUCCUGCUGUGACCCUGGUGAAAGAUUCCCAUGUGGACACCAUAUUGUUUCCCACAGCUUGGAUGAACGUUUUGCCCUUUUUGACAGCUAUUGAAUUUCAUUCGGCUUGGGCAAUGGGAAUGAGAGUUAAUCUUCUUGCAGCAAACACACAUAAUGUCAGCCUAAAAAUGACAGGCAGUGGUAUCUAUGCACCACACUCUCCCAAAGUCUACCAUCAUGAUAUGGAAACAGAGUCAGGAAAGAUCCUCUUUGCAGAGGUGGAUUCCCAUCCCCGAAACUCCUUGACCUACCCACCAGCCAUGAAUUGGAGUGCCUACGCCACCUCCAUCACACCCUUUCCAGGACCUAAAAAUUCCUUCAGGGGAUUUAUUUCCCGCGAUGAGUUCAACUUCACAAAGCUCUCUGAAAGUACAGGAAACCUUACAGUCUGUCAAAAAGAGCUCUGCUGUCAUUUAAGCUACAGAAUGUUAGCAAAGGAGGGGGAUGAAGUGUAUGUUCUAGGAGCUUUUGCAGGACUCCAUGGGAGACGGAGAAGAGAAUAUUGGCAGGUAUGCACAAUGCUGAAAUGCAGAUCUACUGAUUUGACAACUUGUGGACAGCCAGUAGAAACUGCUUUGACGAGAUUUGAAAUGUUCUCUCUAAGCGGCACAUUUGGAACAGAGUAUGUUUUUCCUGAAGUGCUACUUACUGAAAUCAAGCUGGCACCUGAAAAAUUUGAGGUACUAGAAGAUGGGCGUUUGGUAAACAGGAAUGGAUCAUCUGAGCCUGUCCUAACAGUGUCGCUCUUUGGGAGAUGGUACACCAAGGACGCACAUUCCAUCUCAGGCGGGACCAGCAACUCAGCAACAACGUACCUGAUGAUACCCACAUUAUUACUGAUCAUAACCUUGCAGUAUGCUGUGAUGGUGUAGAACAUCACUUUAUCAUAUUCAUUGAUUCAUCUCAGAUUUACUAAGAAACAUUGAAUGACUAGCUCACUAGUAUAGACCAAUGAUUUCCAAAUAUUUUUUCCUCAUCAAGGAUUAUUUUUAAGGACUACAGUAAUUUUGCCUCUUUUUUUUGGCUAUGCUGAAAUGUCACAGUAUGGUAUAAUGGUAUGAUCGCUGUUUGGGCCAGAUAGAUGAGGAUCAAAUCCUGGCUCCAGCCUUGUUUGCCAUAUAACAUGUGUCUACUUGUGUGUCUGUUAGCAGGAGCAGAAGAGAUUCAGGGACAUUUUAAAUGUAAUGAUGGCCUUGGAAGAGAGCAGUAAUGGUGGGAAUGAGGGGAACUGAAGAGAUUUAUGACUGAAUUCCAUUUGACAUUAAAGACAAUUUGAAUUUA